AUGUUUUGCGCAAUUAGUGGUAAACCACCCAGAGUUGCUGCCAUUUCUCCCAGUUCGAAAUGUGUCUUUGAGAAGAGUUUACUGGAACAAUAUGUUAAAGAACAUGGGAUAGAUCCGGUCUCUAAUGAGCCUAUCACUGUAGAUCAGAUUAUAACAGUAGCACAGUCCCCCUUACAACAUUCGUUGAAUGAUAAUCUCAAUUCCGCUACAUUGAACAGUAAUUAUAGUAUCCCAAGUUUGUUGUCCACUUUGCAAAAUGAAUGGGAUGCACUGAUGCUCGAGAACUUCAGUCUAAGAAAACAAUUAGAUCAAAUUACCAAAGAAUUUUCUACAGCUUUAUUUGAAAGAGAUGCUGCAAAACUUGUGGCUGCUCGUUUAUUACAAGAAAAGAAUGUAGCUCUCAAUGAUAUUAAGACGGUGGUAUCUACUUAUGCAGAGGCCAGUAGGAGUAAUAAUAACCUCAUGGAAGACUCAUCUAUUAAAGAUUCACAUUCAGAUAUGUCGAAAUCGAUGGUUAGUGACUCCCAAGAUUUUGUGAAAGAAACAAAAAAGCAUAUUCCAAAGGAACUAGUUUUGCCAGAAGGUGAUAAUGUAUUUGAAGCUAAUUCGACAUCUGAAAAACUAGCUUCCGGGAUGAUAUGUUUCCCAAGAAUAACAUAUAUUGAGGAUAAGAAGCGUAUCCCUAGAAUAUUCCAGGAUCCAUUAAGUCUAUCAAUAAUUUAUGACUCUUUCUCUAAUCAAAAAAAGUUUGAUAUCCCAGAAACAUGGACUGUUGGGAAUGAAGCAUUAUUAUCCAUGUUAUGUUUAACGAAUGAUGAGAAUAUAGUGGUUGCUCUUACAAGAGAUAACAAACUUGUAGUGUAUGACCUUGAGAAACAAGAGACUUUAAAUAGUAUUUAUUUCGAAGUUAAAGAUGUGAUAUAUAUAUGUUGUCAUGAGAGAGUCAUGAAGGAUUGUAUUCUAAUAGUAAAAAGAGAUGGAACAGUGGCGUAUGUUAACUAUAAAAAGUAUACCGCUGAUGAAAAUUCAAUUAUAACCGUUAUUUCUGGAGAGCCAUCCGUGUCUUAUCAAUAUGCUCAGUUACAUAAAGAUGGUUUACUUCUAGCAUUGGGCGAUAAAGUAUCCGUUUCUUUAAUAAAUUUAUCAAAUCCGUUAGAUCAACCUAUAGUUUUCCAAUGCAACCGAGAGAUUCCUAGCGACGGGGGUUUAACUAAAGUUUUCUUCCCAAGAAAUGGGUACUGGAUGAUGGUUCAAUCUGAAGCAGAGAUAUUUACAUUUGAUUUACGUAAGGAUGAUCAUUCUGUUUUGGCCACACCUCCUAUCAAACUUUCGCAGAAUAAGCUCACGAGAUGGGAUCUUGAUCUUAGUGGGAAAACUCUUGUCAUUUCAGAAUCAGAGGGCACUAUUCAGAUAAUUCAUGUAUACGUUUACACAAAGACAAAAAAGCAAUGGAUUCAUCAUUCUACACAUCAAGUCAAACAGAGUUCAGUGUGGAAACCAGAGGAAUUUAUUGUAUUACGACAGAGCAGUGAAAGUAAUAAUGCAGCUCUUUUCGAAACUUCAGGUGGAGCAUCACAAAUAUUGAACAUUCAUGUUUAG
Molecule: messenger RNA, 1599 nt
Organism: Maudiozyma barnettii
Lineage: Eukaryota; Fungi; Ascomycota; Saccharomycetes; Saccharomycetales; Saccharomycetaceae
Gene: PRP19
Product: E3 ubiquitin-protein ligase PRP19
Exons: 1
Coding region: 1-1599 (532 amino acids)
Biological process (GO): protein ubiquitination; DNA repair; mRNA splicing, via spliceosome
Cellular component (GO): Prp19 complex; U2-type catalytic step 1 spliceosome; cytoplasm
Molecular function (GO): ubiquitin protein ligase activity; protein binding
Source: RefSeq, a predicted model, not a curated record